CAAUAAUGAGAACUAGUCUAUUGAUAUUUGCGCUCAGUUUAGCGUUUGCUUACAAGUUGUGCGUGGCUGAAGAUGAAAGUUGCCUAAGAACCGAUGGAAAAAGUGGAUAUUGGGUGCUUAAAAAGCAAUGUCCAAAAAUCCUCGACAUGUUAAGGCGGAGAUUAUCCGGAAUUCCAUUUACGGCGGAAGAAAGAAUAUAUAUAAAUCAUUCUAGAUGUCCAGGCUCAAAUCGAUUAGUGUGCUGCGAGGAAGACGUAAAGGUGAUUGAAGGAAUUCGAGUGUUGAGCGAGCAAAAUUGCGGUCAAUUUGGUACUAUGAAAACCAUUGGAGGCAAAGAAGUUGAAUUAAUGUCCAGACCCUGGAUGGUUUACCUGACUAUAAACUACAAUGCAACUGUUAGCUUUACGUGUGGUGGCACUCUAAUAAGCAAUCGCUAUGUACUAACCGCUGCACAUUGUUUUAAAAAUGGAACACUUCAAUCAGUGCAUUUGGGGGAACAUAAUCUAUUAACGGAAAUAGAUUGUAAACAGAAGAGAGGAUCAUUGAUAUGCGCACCGAAAGUUCAAGUUAUUCAAAAUAAUGAAGUCUUUCAACAUGAAGAGUAUUCUGCGAGAACUAAACUCAAUGAUAUUGCCCUGGUGAAGUUAUCAACAGAUGUAUUAUUUUCAAACAGCGUCAGGCCAAUUUGUUUGCCAUUGAAUGAAACACUGCAACAAUUAUCCAAAACAAUUGACAAAUUCUUCGUUGCUGGUUGGGGAGAACUUGGUCGCUAUCGGGCAUCUAAUGUUCUAACAGAGACAAUCGUCUCAAAUUUAAAUAAGACACUCUGUGAUCGAUCCUACAGUGGCAUUCCAGCUCUUGGCUCGACUCAACUCUGUGCUGGUGACAUUGGAAGAGACUCGUGUAGUGGCGACUCUGGUGGUCCAUUAGCCUAUGUGACCCAUCUGUAUAAUAACUCGCAACGCUUUGUACAGUUUGGAAUUACCAGUUAUGGAUCGCCAAAUUGUGGUGAUGGUCAUCCUGGUGUCUACACAAAUGUCGGCAACUAUAUUCGCUGGAUCGCCAAGAAAAUCGCCAAAAUUGUACGCUGGUUAAAAAUAUUACUGCAAGAAAAUCGGAAGCAACAUCGGAACUUACAGCUGAUGAAGAAUUGUACAUCAGAAAUUUCUGAAUGCCCUGUUCACAAAAAUGGGUUUGUGUGCUGUGAAGAUGCAGAAGAAGUGGCAAAAGGCGUUGAUGAUCUGAACCCAGACGAGUGCGGAGAAUUUGGAACAUCGAAAACAAUUGGAGGCAGAGAAAUUGCAUUGAUGUCCAGACCUUGGAUGACUCUGCUUUACAUUCGAGACGAGUUGGAUAACGAGGACUUCACGUGUGGCGGAACUCUAAUAAACAAACGCUAUGUAUUAACCGCUGCUCAUUGUUUCACUAGAAAAACGCUAUUGUACGUCCGUCUUGGAGAACACAAAAUAUCCCAGGGAAGAGAUUGCACCCGAAAGAGGGGAGUGGAAACGUGUGCGCCGCCAGUUGAGGAUGUGGAAGCGGAUCGAGUUUAUAUCCAUGAAAAUUACUCAUCUAUCACUGGCCACAAUGAUAUUGCUCUAAUCAAACUCUCACGAGAUGUUGAAUUCAAAGAGAGCAUUGGACCCAUUUGUUUGCCUGUCAACGAGACUAUUCAACAGAGUGUGAGCUCAAUGGAACUAUUCCAUGUGACGGGUUGGGGUAAAACCGAAGUCCGCUUUGCCUCCGAUGUUCCACUAGAAACCGUUGUUCGCCGCAAGGAUAUCGAUAACUGCCAGAAAUCUUAUCGAAGGCAAAUCAUCCCAGCUCAACUGUGCGCCGGUGGCCUUGGAAGGGAUGCAUGCAAUGGAGACUCCGGUGGUCCAUUGGCAUAUGUGAAGUAUUUGGAUGGCCGACAACGCUUCGUUCAGUUCGGAAUUGUCAGCUUUGGAUCAUCAAAUUGCGGUGAUGGCAAUCCAGGUGUUUACACAAAUGUCGGUAGCUACAUUCGCUGGAUCGCCUACAAAAUUGCCACAAAAUGAAUUGAAUAAAAAUAAAUUUUAAUUUACAAAUUAAUGAAGAAGUGCAUUUAAGGUAAUUUACAAUAACUUCAAAACUUUUUACUGUUCCUUGCAUUAUUAUAUAUUAUAAUAAAACAUUGAAAUUUGCAAAUUCUUUUAUACCAA
This is a messenger RNA of Drosophila albomicans, 2183 nucleotides long. RefSeq names its product serine protease grass-like. The transcript is spliced from 10 exons. Gene Ontology annotation, molecular function: serine-type endopeptidase activity. The coding region runs from base 6 to 2039 and encodes 677 amino acids. The record is from RefSeq and is a predicted model, not a curated record. NCBI's taxonomy places the organism in Eukaryota, Metazoa, Arthropoda, Insecta, Diptera, Drosophilidae. Gene Ontology annotation, biological process: proteolysis.